AUGGAUCAGAUCUGGACGAACCGAGGAGCGCCAGGACAUCGACAGCGAGGGGUGAGCUACCACUUUAUUCCCGCUACGCUCGUGUUAUUGGAGAUGUUCAUGCUGCUGUUCCCCGGCCCGACGAUCGGCAGCGAGGAGAUAUUCCUCGCCUCGCUGCUCAUCGGCGAGGAGAUCGGGGAGGAGCUGAAAGCCUCCGGGCUGGUCACAGCCUGGAGCGAGGCCCGUCCCGGCGAGCCUGGAUACGCGGACGAGGACGGGGUGCCGGUGUACCGCGAGCCUGGCCCGCAACGCCACACGUACGUCGUGCUGGAGCUGCGGCCGCAACGGUCGAGCAGGGCCAGGCGCAACGCGCAGCAGAAGUCGGGGCGCGCGCGCGCCGAUUCGCGGGCGGCCGGGAGGGCGCUCCUGCUGUCGUCGGACGCUUACCUCCAGCUGGCCGGGCGGGUCGCCGUGUGGAGGGAGCAGGUGGUGCGGGUCAUGGAGGCGGACGCCCAGGAGGCGAAGGCGGAGGCGAACGCUCGGCAGAAGGAGCGCGUCGCUGCCAUCCUCGCGGGCACGGACGCUGCGGGCGCGGGCGCGGGGGUGGAGGAGGCGCUCAAUUGCUGGGAGGAGGGUGCGUACGAAGCGGAGACGCUGGAGGCGCUCGCCGAGUUCGGCGAUUGA
Molecule: messenger RNA, 663 nt
Organism: Emiliania huxleyi CCMP1516
Lineage: Eukaryota; Haptophyta; Isochrysidales; Noelaerhabdaceae
Exons: 2
Coding region: 1-663 (220 amino acids)
Source: RefSeq, a predicted model, not a curated record